Messenger RNA from Patiria miniata (bat star), 2857 nucleotides. RefSeq lists its product as uncharacterized. The record is from RefSeq and is a predicted model, not a curated record. Lineage: Eukaryota; Metazoa; Echinodermata; Asteroidea; Valvatida; Asterinidae. The transcript has 4 exons. Bases 76 to 1761 code for a protein of 561 amino acids. Gene Ontology annotation, molecular function: zinc ion binding.
CUCAUCCCCGCAUCAUGCUGCACACCGUUGUUGAAAUCCAACUUGCUACCAAAGCUAGAAUUUCCAGAUAUUUAUAUGUACCUCAUAAACUUCCCUUCGUCUUACACGGGGGAAGCCAUGAAGGCUUACAAAAGUCUAGACGGAUACAAGUAUUUCAUUGCUGGUAAAGUAAAUCACUUACUUGUGUGGCACCAGCCAAUGAAACGUGAUCCAACUACCUCUGUUUUUGUGAUUUUGUCAAAGGUACACCAUUCACAGAGACUCAAUGACCCCCCUGUCAAGGUAUGGGUGGCUAUCCAAGAGGAUGGAGUUGUGAUCACUGCGCAUUGCACAUGCAUGGCAGGAGUAACAGAGGUAUGCUCUCAUGUAGCGGCAACUCUGUUUGCUGUGUCAAAAGGUGUGGAAAUGAGCACAACUACUUGCACAUCCAAACCAUGUACGUGGAUUAAGCCAGCAAAGAGUAGAUCUAGCGGUGACGACAUGUAUGCGGAAGCAAGCAACAUCAACUUCAGCAAACCCAAAAGGAGAAUGACUGAAGCCCCAACCACUUUGCCAAAGAGCUCCUGCAAAUCUAGAUCUGUACCCCCGCCAUCUAAAGACGAAACAGACAACUUUUUCCAACAGCUUAAAGGGACAGGUGUACCAUCUGCAAUACUGUCACUUGUGCCUGCAUAUGCUGCAGAUUUCAUCCCAAAAGCUCUGCAAUUGAAACUUCCUGAGCCACUGACAAAACUCUACUGUGCAGAAAACCUCAAGGUGUCGUAUCCCCAACUACUCACCAAAUGUGAAGCUGUUUUCAACAACAUGACAAUGGAUGUGGACAUGUGUAAUGCAAUUGAGGAGCUAACCCGUCAGCAGGCAAAGACCAAGAUGUGGCAUAUCUACCGAGCUGGUCGAAUAACUGCAUCCAAGUUCAAAUCAGUAGUGUGUACAGACCCUGCCAUGCCAUCAGCGUAUUUGAUCAAAUCAAUCUGCUAUCCAGCUGCAUACAGCUUCAGUACUGCUGCAACUCGUUGGGGCUGUCAGCACGAGAAAGAUGCAGUUGAAAGCUACACCAAGUGUCAGUCAUCAAACCAUGACAAUCUCCAUGUCAGAGAUGUUGGCUUGUACAUUUGCCCUGACCUCCCCUUUCUAGGGGCAUCCCCCGAUGCACACAUCACCUGCACCUGCUGUGGAGAUGGACUGCUGGAGGUAAAGUGCCCUUUUUGUGUAAAGGACUGUAACAUCAGUGAAGGCCUGACAAGGAAGGACUUCCCUCUUGAGAGUAGCUCAGAUGGAAAGCUGUACCUCAAGCAUAGUCAUCCUUAUUAUUUUCAGGUUCAAGCCCAGUUGUUUGUUUCCAACAAACCCUAUUGCGAUUUUGUUCUUUGGUCUCGAACAAAACCUGAUGCUCCACAUAUUGAGAGAAUAUUCCCCAAUGAUGUGUUUCUUAAGGAAAAUGUUGAAAAAGCAAAACUGUUUUUCAAAGUGGGUAUUUUGCCUGAGCUGCUUGGUAAGUGGUACACAACAUCUAAUGUAGGAGAAGGGUACACCAUUGCUGAGUGCAGUUCACAGACACAAGUAAAUGUUUGUUGUUUUUGUCGUGAGGCAAACACUGGUCAUGGUAUGAUUGAAUGUCAAUCUACUGAAUGCAGAGUAAAAGUAUUUCAUUUAAGAUGUCUUGGAUUAACGGUGCUGCCAAAGACAAAGCGGUAUUUAUGCCCAAAUUGUAAAAAGAUUGAGGUUGCACAAAAACGUACAGCAAAGGUGAAGGAACAGUAAGUAUAUUCAUAAUGGGCAACCAAUAAAAUGAAGGGGAGAAUUUAUAUCAAGGGGAUGGUGUGGGAAUGAGCCUGCAUUAAGUUAUUUUCCGAAGUAAUUUCUGUGGGCAUAAUUUAGAGCUUCAAAUCUGUUAAGAUCAGUUUUAAAACUACAUAGAGUAGCUUUUGCAGUGCAAACAUUAAAUACAUGUACACACCCAUAGUUGAGCAGUUAUGGUAGCGUUUGUUUAUGGUGUCAAUCGAGGACACACAUGUGCAACAUCAUCUAUGAAUCAAGGACUCCUCGGUUGGAAAAUGUGUACAGAACCAAUGAAAGCUGUUGCAAAUAAGUUUAGAGUACAAACAAAGGAAAAGGGACGAGGAACAAAAACAAUCCUUGAUUUGCACCAUAAACAAGGGGGUAUGUACAUGUCUGCAUUAAAUGGAGAAAGCUUUGUUUAGAAAAGGACAUGGUGUUUAACAGGGGUGCAGCUGACCUAAAAUGACACUUAACAAAGCAUAAUGACUCUUAAACAGGUCUGUACAUCGUGGUACUUGCUAAUACCAAAGAGGAAAAUUCUACGUUGGUGUAGGGCAAAACUUAAUUUGAUUUAUAUCACCCCGGCGCAAAAAAAUCCAUCUUAUAGGAAAAUUCUAAAUAUAAUGGUGAAUUUGGAAGUUUUUUCUCAUGAAAUGCUGACCAAUUUAGAAAAGUCUCAGCAUUUCUAAAUUUUGUUUUUGCAACCUGUUUAGGUGCCUUAGGUUAUAUAUAAGUUAUUAAACAAUCAUUAAAGAGGGGCAAUUGUAGGCAAUUUCAAGUGUUUAACAGUAUUUUAUUAUUGGCGACUGUCCAGUAUUUUAUGUACAAGUGCAUAAGAUAUAUUUCAGGAGAUGUGAAAUAGAAAUCAUACAUUUUUAACUACAGUAAUAACAUAUGAAUAUAUUAACAGUGUUUUGACUGUCAGUGUUCCAAUUUUAUAUUUAUGGUACUGGGAUAUGACUAAUCAAAGUGCCAAAUUCCAUUUUCUUAGAUGUUAAAUUCAUAUUGAUGACCCUAAUAUAUAAGAACAAAAAUAGAAAUCACUCUUUAUAUAUUAAUUUUACUUUUACUUAUUUUU